GUGAUACCUAAAGUUGGCAGCUGCAGAAAUUCAAAAUAUUGACGAACACUUCAACAAGUAUCAUCGUAUCUCGUGUUAGUAAGGACGAUGAAGGCUUAGUCCAGGAUACAGUAAUCUUGAUCCCUUUCCUCUCAGAUGAGUUUAUGCUGUACAAGUUAACAUCACUGAAGCUGCCUGAGUCACAACUGGUGAAACAGGAACAGUUACAAUACACUAUGCUGAUAAACUAUUAGAGUUAUACCCAUAGGGGACAAUUUGGAUCCAUUCAGGACACUUGGAGAAGAGGAUUGGUCACAACUUCUGCUUGAUUCUGUUUGAAAAACAUAUGAUGAUGACCCUACAGGAAGAUGAAUGAAAGUUUGUAAAGUUGUGAACCUGCAUAUGACUGUUUAUGAAACAAAACAGAUAUAACCAAAGACAGACAUGUUAGUGGAUAAAUAGGCUAAGUCCUGUUUGAGAAUCAAACCUGUGUAAUCUCAAUUUUAUGUGUGAUGCUUCACCACCUAAAUUGCCAAUGCCUAGUGUAGAAUAGGUUGCUUCUUUGGGAUCUGACACUAUAUAGCUGAUAACUGAAUCAUUGUCACUACCUAAAUAGGACUCAAGACUUAUUUUGCCAAACAAGACUUGUGCCAGUUCAAAAUAUGUGAGAAAGGUUAAAUCAAGUGUGUAUUUUGUAAAAUAUUUUUACAAAUUUGUAACACUUACACAGACUUUGGGCAAGCUAAUAACUACUCAAUCUUAUUUUUUACUUCUAAAAUUGAAAAUGAGUAACAUAUACAUUCAGGAGCCUCCAACAAAUGGGAAGGUUUUAGUUGUGACAUCAUGUGGUGAUAUAGACAUUGAAUUGUGGUCAAAGGAAACACCAAAAGCAGCUCGAAACUUUAUACAAUUAUGCUUAGAGGGUUAUUAUGAUGGAACCCUCUUUCACAGAGUUAUUCCUGACUUUAUUGUCCAAGGUGGUGACCCAACAGGCACAGGAGAAGGUGGCGAGUCAGUAUAUGGGAAACCAUUCAGGGAUGAGUUUCAUUCAAGGUUGAGGUUUGUUAGACGGGGCUUAGUUGCCAUGGCGAAUGCUGGACAACAUGAUAAUGCUAGCCAGUUCUUUUUCACACUUGGUGCAACUCCAGAGCUUAACAAUAAGCACACAAUAUUUGGAAAGGUUGGUGGUCAGACAGUGUAUAACAUGAUACGUUUGGCUGAGGUUGACAUUGGAAGUGAUGAUAGACCUAGACAUCCUCACAAGAUCAUAAAAACUAAAGUCUUGCAUAACCCUUUUGAUGAUAUAGUUCCAAGAGACAAAGUCAAGAAAACCAUUGAGUCUGAAAAGAAAAAGAAGAAAAGUCAAUCAAAAGCCACUAAAAACUUUAAUCUGUUGUCCUUUGGGGAGGAGGCAGAGGAAGAUGAGGUUGAAGUCAAUGUAGCCACAAAGCAUCUUGGUCAGAAGAAAGGGGGAAAGAGCAGCCAUGAGCUUACAGAUGAUCCAAAACUCAGUGCCCAGCCUGCUAUGGAACUUGUGGAGCUUGAUAUAGAUAGGGAUCAGAAGAGAAAGGCAAACUCUGACAGUGAUGAAGAAUCUAAAGCAGAAAUGAAGGAAAUGAUUAAAAAGAAAUUGAAGAAAGACAAAGAAGAAAUGAAAAAAGAAGAGCCAGAGAGAAAAACUCACACUAGAAGUGAAGAACUGAGAGAGGAAGUGAGGCAGUUACAAAAAGAACUGAGUAAAGCAAAGAAAAAGAAACUGAAAUCACAAGAUGAAUCACCAACAAAAAAAGAGGAAGAGUCAUCACAACCAACUCAUCCCCUCAAGAAUGAUCCUAUGGCUGAAUUCCGGGAGCAGAGGAAAAAAUUCAAAGAAUUGAAAAAAUCCCAGGCUAGGAAGGGUGCAGGAAGAGAGGCUCAAACUAUGGCUCUACUUUCCAAGUUUCAAAACAAACUACAUGCUGCAGUUGAAGCAUCCGAGGACCAGGAAGAGGAAAAGUCUGGAGAGGAAAUAAAGGAUACAGAUGAUUCUUGGUUAGCCCACAAACUUGUAUGUGACACAAAAGAUGGUAAAGUAUUGGAUGCAAAUGUUGAUGACUCUGACCGUUAUGAGAUCUUUGAUCCAAGAAAUCCAAUGAACAAAAGGCGCAGAGAAAGUAAUAAAAAGUCAGAAGCAAGUGGAGGGAAAAGGAAGUAAGCUGUUCAGGUGUUCACUGUUGAUAAUGGAUUAUUGCAGAAAUGUCUUGUCCACUCAAGGAAGAGGAAUUAUGAGAUUGUAACAAUGGUGAAAAAGACUUUGAAGUAAACAAUGAAAUUUUAUGUCCAUUUCCAUCAAAAUGCCUUUAAUGAAAUUUUUAUUAUUGACCUCAGUUCAUAUAGAUGUACAGUAAAACCUGUCUUAAUGAACACCUCUCUCUAGUGAACACCUGUCCCUAGUGGACACCCUUCCUAUGCACAUAGUCCACUGACUUCUGUAUAAAUUACCCUCUCUCUAGUGAACACCUACCUACAGUGAACGUUUUUUCUUGGCAAAAAAAUGUUCACUAUACACAAGUUUUACUGUAUCAUGUAGUUCACAAUAAUAUUAUGUAUUAAUGAUGGAUUAAUUUGUCUGAUGCUUUUAACAAAUGGCAUGAAACCUAUAAUUUCAGUAUGAACAAAAACUUUGCAAGUUGAAUUGUGCUCCUUUAAUAAAACAUUUUACAAUGCUUUGCUAAUAAGAAAAUGGUUUGUGUAUUUAAUAUUUGAGUAUAUAAAGAAUCUUAUCCUAUGCCAAGUAAAGUUUUAGGGAGAUAAGUUGGUAAGAUAUAUCCCGUAUCCUGAUUUUGAGUUUUCCAUAUCCAGAACCUCCAUAUCUCCCGCCAUAUCUCCCGCUUCGGUGCAUAUCUUCCCGCUUCGGUGCAUAUCUUCCCGCAUGACUUUGCAUAAGAAUGAUUUGAUUGUUUUUACACCUUGUACUAUUGAAAUGGCCAUAUGCACCUGAAACUCUACUUGGUAUAGGAUAAAGCAGUUAUGUACGGUCGGUUUGGAUAUUGGGUUCAUCCCUCGUGAGAUAUGCAUAUCUACCUUCGGUCCCUCAGGUAGAUAUGCAUAUCUCCCUCUGGAUAAACCCCAUAUCCAAA
This is a messenger RNA of Owenia fusiformis, 3098 nucleotides long. NCBI's taxonomy places the organism in Eukaryota, Metazoa, Annelida, Polychaeta, Sabellida, Oweniidae. The record is from the annotation of a GenBank genome assembly.